CAAGUCCCGGACGAGGCCCAGGGAGCCGCUCGCCCCGACCCCGCCGCCCCAUGCCCUCAAGAUGGAGGCAGCGGGGGCGGUGGCGUGAAGAAAGCGGCGCUGUGGGCGCGGGAGUAGGGGGCCCGGCGGCCCGGGCGGCGGCGGCGGGAUGGGGCUGCUGCUCAUGAUCCUGGCGUCGGCCGUGCUGGGCUCCUUCCUCACGCUGCUCACCCAGUUCCUGCUGCUGUACCGCAGACAGCCCGAGCCGCCGCCGGACGAGGCGGCCAGCGCAGGCGACGGCUUCAGCUACUCCAAGCCGGUGCCGGGCCUGCCCCUGCGGGAGUACCUCUAUGGCGGCGGCGGGGCUGAGGAGCCCUCCAGCGGGGCCCCCGAGGGCGGUGCGACCCCGGCCUCCGAGACCCCCGCCCCGCCGACGCGGGAGACCUGCUACUUUCUCAACGCCACCAUCCUGUUCCUGUUCCGGGAGCUGCGGGACACCGCGCUGACUCGCCGCUGGGUCACCAAGAAGAUCAAGGUGGAGUUUGAGGAGCUGCUGCAGACCAAGACGGCAGGGCGCCUGCUGGAGGGGCUGAGCCUGCGGGACGUGUUCCUGGGCGAGACGGUGCCCUUCAUCAAGACCAUCCGGCUCGUGCGGCCCGUGGUAGCGUCGGCCACCGGGGAGCCCCAUGGCCCCGAGGGGGAGGCGCUGCCCGCCUCCUGCCCGGAGGAGCUGGCCUUUGAGGCGGAGGUGGAGUACAGCGGGGGCUUCCACCUGGCCAUCGACGUGGACCUGGUCUUUGGCAAGUCCGCCUACCUGUUCGUCAAACUGUCCCGAGUGGUGGGGAGGUUGCGCUUCGUCCUCACCCGCGUGCCCUUCACCCACUGGUUCUUCUCCUUCGUGGAGGACCCGCUGAUCGACUUCGAGGUGCGCUCCCAGUUUGAAGGGCGGCCCAUGCCCCAACUCACCUCCAUCAUCGUCAACCAGCUCAAGAAAAUCAUCAAGCGCAAACACACGCUGCCGAAUUACAAGAUCAGGUUCAAGCCGUUUUUUCCAUAUCAGACCUUGCAAGAAUCUGAAGAAGAUGAAGAGUAUAUCCAUAUACACCAGUGGGCACUUGCUGAAGGACGUCUUAAAGUUACGUUGUUAGAAUGUAGCAGAUUACUCAUUUUUGGAUCCUAUGAUAGAGAAGCAAAUAUUCAUUGCACACUUGAGUUGAGCAGUGGUGUUUGGGAAGAAAAACAAAGGAGUUCUAUUAAGACGGUUGAAUUAAUAAAAGGGAAUUUACAAAGCGUUGGACUUACACUUCGUCUUGUUCAGUCAACUGAUGGAUAUGCUGGGCAUGUCAUAAUUGAAACUGUGGCCCCAAACUCACCUGCUGCAAUUGCAGAUCUUCAGCGGGGAGAUCGACUCAUUGCUAUUGGAGGUGUAAAAAUUACAUCGACACUACAGGUGUUGAAGCUUAUCAAGCAGGCUGGUGACCGAGUCUUGGUGUACUAUGAAAGGCCUGUUGGCCAGAGCAAUCAAGGUACUGUUCUGCAAGAUAAUUUUGGCCAGUUGGAAGAAAACUUUUUGUCAAGCUCAUGCCAACCAAGUUAUGAAGAGGAAGCUGCAGGACUUGCAGUGGAUGCUGAAAAUAGAGACCUUGAUUCUGAAUUUGAAGAUUUGGCAAGUGAUGUCAGAGUACAAAACGAGUUCAAAGAUGAGGCACAGUCAUUAAGUCAUAGUCCCAAACGUACUCCAACAACACUUUCUAUUAAACCUCUUGGCGCUAUAUCCCCAGUUUUAAACCGUAAAUUAGUUACAGGAAGUCACCCACUACCACCAAAAAUUCCAGCCAAAGAAGGAAAUAAACCGCCAGCCCUAAAAACUUCUGAGGUACUAGACCCAGCACAAGUGUCAAAACCCACCCAAGGAUCCACUUUCAAACCACCUGUGCCACCACGACCACAAUUAAAAGUUCCUUUGCCUUCUGCUGACACCCCAAAUCAGGCUGAACCAGACAUUCUUGUUGAAAAGCCAGAGAAGGUGCUUCUUCCUCCUCCUCCUGCAGAUAAAUCUGAGAAGCAAGCAAAAAAUGUGGAUCACAUAGAAGAUGUGACUACAUCUAAGCAGUUUAUAGCAAAGCAAGAAAUGACUAAAGAUUUUACUUCAGAAGGUUCUUGCCCUACUAAAGACAGUUCGGAUGACCAUCAAAUGUGGGAGUCAUCAGAAAUUCUUUAUCGGAAUAAGCUAGGAAAGUGGACAAAAACCAGAGCAUCCUGUUUGUUUGAUAUAGAAGCCUGCCACAGAUACCUGAAUGUUGCACUGUGGUGCAGGGAUCCUUUCAAGUUGGGAGGUCUCAUCUGUUUGGGGCACAUUAGCUUAAAACUUGAAGAGGUGGCUUUAGGAUGCUUAGCUACAUCAAACAUGGAAUACCUUUCAAAAUUCAGACUGGAAGCUCCUGCACCUAAGGCCAUGGUCACUAGAACUGCUUUAAGGAAUCUGAGUAUGCAAAAGGGCUUCAAUGACAAAUUUUGCUAUGGUGACAUUACUAUUCACUUCAAAUAUUUGAAGGAAGGAGAACCAGACCACCAUGUAGUUACUAAUUUAGAGAAAGAAAAAGAACUCCAUUUGGUUGAAGAAGUUUCUAUCCUGCCUAAAGAGGAGCACUUUGUUGGACAGAUGGGUUCAUCAGAAAGUAAACAUAGUUUCCAGGAUACUCAGUUCCAAAACCCAACUUGGUGUGAUUACUGUAAAAAAAAAGUUUGGACAAAAGCAGCUUCCCAGUGUAUGUUCUGUGCUUAUGUUUGCCAUAAAAAAUGUCAAGAAAAGUGUCUAGCUGAGACUCCUCUUUGUGGAGCAACUGAGAGACGAAUAGACCGAACCCUGAAAAACCUUAGGCUAGAAGGACAGGAACCCCUCUUGGGCCUGGCUCCUCGUGUUGAUGCCGAAGCUAACAAGUCAGUUAAUAAAACGACAGGUUUGACAAGGCACAUUAUUAAUACAAGCUCUCGUUUGCUAAAUUUACGUCAAGUCUCUAAAACUCGCCUUUCUGAACCAGGAACCGAUCUUGUAGAACCUUCACCAAAACACACACCCAACACAUCAGACAAUGAAGGCAGUGACACAGAGGUCUGUGGUCCAAACAGUCCUUCCAAACGAGGAAGCAGCACAGGAAUAAAGUUAGUGAGAAAAGAAGGUGGGCUGGAUGACAGUGUUUUUAUUGCAGUUAAAGAAAUCGGCCGUGAUCUGUACAGGGGCUUGCCUACAGAGGAGAGAAUCCAGAAGCUGGAGUUUAUGCUGGAUAAACUACAGAAUGAGAUUGAUCAGGAGUUGGAACACAAUAAUUCCCUUGUUAGAGAAGAAAAAGAGACAACUGAUACAAGGAAAAAAUCAGUUCUUUCAGCUGCUUUGGCUAAAUCGGGUGAAAGACUACAAGCUCUCACACUUCUUAUGAUCCACUAUAGGGCAGGCAUUGAAGAUAUUGAAACUUUAGAAAGUCUAUCAUUAGACCAGCACUCCAAAAAAAUAAGCAAGUACACAGAAGAUACAGAAGAAGACCUUGAUAGUGAAAUAAGCCAACUGAUAGACUCGCAGCCAUUCAGCAGUAUCUCAGAUGACCUAUUUGGUCCAUCCGAGUCUGUGUAACCAACAGGCUGUGUCAGCUUUCAAAUGAUUGGGGAAAAGAUGCAUCUAAAGUACCAUGGAUACAGCCAUGUUUCAGUUCUCUUAUAAUGCACCUCAGCCUGCUGCUCCAGUUAUUUACUUGUAUAAGAAAGAACAGGAAUGAGUUUGUUUUCCAGUAAAAAUAUGACCAGCUCAUUAAUUGGUUGUUUUGGGUUGCAUUUAUAGCUAUGCUUUUUUGGGGUUUAUACUGGGAAUUUAUUUUUACUAAUUUAUUUUUAACUUUUUCUAAUUAUGUAAGCUAAUUUGUCACAUUUAUGUAUGUGUGGUGUCUCACUGUGUUAUUUUUCCUUCAACUUAGUUUUUGAAUUAGUGUUAAAUAGGAUAUUGUCCAGACUCGUAAUAUUUUCAUUUCCAUCACGGUUAUAAGAACAGUUUUGCUGCAUGCCCAAAUUGACAACAGCAAUCUUUGAGGGAACAGGUUUUGAAUCUUUUUGUUUUGUUUUUUGUUUUGAAGUUUGUCAUUUCUACUUGCUUGAGAUUUUUGUUACUUUGGGGCUUUGGGGGGCUUUUUCUUUUGUUUUUGCCAAAUAUAACAUGGAAGCAGAUGCUGCAGUUUUAGUCUAUUAUGCUGAUUUAGUAAAAUUAUUUUUUACAUAUAUUGCUUGCUAUCUAUGCUUCUGAGAUUUUUGUCUAAAGCUUGUGUGCAGCUGAAGUAUAGUAGAUACCUAGUGAUGAAUCUGAAGGGCUUGCAUUGAUAAACAAAAUAGGGAAUAAUAGAAUACAGUUGGUCAAGAAUUUUGUAGAAGAUAACAAGAUUACUGAAAAUUAGUAGCCAGUAGGGUUUUGAAAUAUUUUUUCAAUAUUUUUCAAAAUUUCAAUUCUUUCCUUUUAAAUGGAAGUCCUAAGCAUUCAUGAUGGUUUUUUUUUUUUUUUUAUCUUCAGUUCUCCCAUAGGAAAUAAAGCAUGUACAAGGAUAUUUAAAGUUUCAGAGGACUGUUGUUAAAUGACUAUUGAUAAUUGGUUUUGUUUUAAAAACAUUCUCAUGUAGGAGUAUAUAUUGUGAAGGAGAGGAGUUAUGCAAAGUGUAUUUAUUGCUUCAUCUAUUUUACAGGCUUAAAGGAAUAGUGAUCAUUCUGAAUAUUUCUGUAGUGCAGACUGUCAUUCUUUUUUUUAGAAAGAAAAAAAAAAUAGACCAUAUACAUAGGAAUUGGAACCAGUUCUCUGAAAAUGAAGAUCUUCUCUGAUACUGGUCCACUUAUUGAUGCCAGUAACACAUCUGAGGGAAAAUGUGUAAACUUGACCUCUGUUUGUAUACCUUAAUAGUUUGGGCCUAUUAUAUGCCUACAAAAUAAAUAUAUAUAUUUUUCCCCUUUUAUAGGUAACUAGUCUGAUAAGUUGAUACAUAAUCAACACGACUUUAAAACAAGAUGAAACAGCUUUCAUGGUGGGCAAAGAAAGGCACAGUAAGGAUUGUGACCCAGGACUCUAUAUAAGAGUUUAAGUUCAAGGUCUUCCCUUAAUGAGCUGUCAGCCAUAAGCAAGUCACAGAAGGGCUCAGUGCAGCCGUUUCCCAUCUGUAAAGCUAGGAUAAUACUACUUACUCUAAUAACUACCUCACAGGGUUGUUGUGAGGAAAAUAGUAGCAUAACUACAAAAGCACUUUGAACAGCAAAAAGCUAUACAGAUAGAAGAUAUUAUUUAUAUGAGAAAAACAUUUUUGAGGGUAGAAAAGUCAUUCCACUUUUAAAAUCAGUAGACUACUAAGGAAAAUAUUAAGACACUAAAUAUCUUUCUUGGCCAGGUUUAUAACAAGAAUGUAUGUGAACCCCCUUUCUCAUUGUUUACGCAUGCUCGAAUUUUAAAAGAACACUGCUACAGCAGACUUUCCACACCAAAUCCCUUGAAAGCUAAAGUGUCCCACAACAUAUGCGUGAACCUGUCUGCCCAAUGUAUAACCAUGUUUCCUAUUGUAAAAUAACUUACCAUUGCUAACCAGGAAGGCGGAGUAUCUAAGUGGUUGGUGUUUAUAGAUUAAACCAUGGGAGUUUUAGUGACAUCUAAACAUGCCCCUGAAGCUGUUGCAUUUGAAAGAGCAAUGGAGAUAAUGCAAAACUUUGAUUUCAUAAGAAUCUACUCAUGUUUUAAAGUAUUUAACUCUUUGAAACCACAAUUAUGGAAAGCUCAGUAAUGCUGCUAAUGGCAUUUGUAAAAUAUACCUUGAAUGUAGUGCAAUAUUUUUCUAUCUGCUGGAAGAAGCAGUAGAGGCAUCUCAGUUGUACUUUAGUGCAAGGGGGGAACACUCCAGACAGCCUAGAGUAUAGUAAGGUAUAAGGCUUCAGUGAAAAAAUUGUAUUAUAUUACAUUACUGAUGUAAUCUUGCUGCCAUGCUAUGUUAUCAAUAGCUAAAAAUAAUAAAUAAAUAAAGACUACCACAGAAAAAAAGAAUAUCUUCAUUUGAUGCCAUCCAAAAAAAAAAAAAAGUGAUUGCUGCAUCUAUGUGGAAUUAUUGCCUGGUAUAAUUUGGCCAUGCAGAUAAGCUACUGAAGUCCACUUUUACAAAAUGAAAUUGCAAAAACAAUUUUUUAAUUGUUGUUUUCUUAACUUGUGAAAUAUCAUAGUUAUGGAUUUGCUUCUGCUAUAUAGUAAUAAUUAGACUACUAGAGUGUAUAUUUUCCAUAUUGGUAUUUACAUGAAUGGGUUAGAGAAAAUGAGCAACAUUUUGGCAUUAUUUUGCAAUUAUAAAAUAUAUGCUACAUUUCUUAAUAUCAGGAAACAUUCUUCAAUAUCAGAACUGGUUGAAAUAUUUAUUAUGUGGAUAUUUUGUGAUUCUGAGGGAAGAAAGCAGUAUAAAAACUUUGAGGGUACUACCAAGUUCUAAAUUUAAAUGUAUCUAGAUUUUUAAAAGGCAAUUUGAAAACAUUUGGCUCUAGUAGUAGGAUAAUGAAUAAGAUUCUCAAGUCCUCUAAAAGUGAAUAAAUUUAAAAUCACUUUAAA
Molecule: messenger RNA, 6580 nt
Organism: Marmota monax (woodchuck)
Lineage: Eukaryota; Metazoa; Chordata; Mammalia; Rodentia; Sciuridae
Gene: Pdzd8
Product: PDZ domain containing 8
Exons: 5
Coding region: 149-3607 (1152 amino acids)
Biological process (GO): mitochondrial calcium ion homeostasis
Cellular component (GO): mitochondria-associated endoplasmic reticulum membrane contact site
Molecular function (GO): protein binding; lipid binding
Source: RefSeq, a predicted model, not a curated record